Helicoverpa armigera (cotton bollworm) is the source of this 1922-nucleotide messenger RNA. Its product is annotated as intraflagellar transport protein 74 homolog. Lineage: Eukaryota; Metazoa; Arthropoda; Insecta; Lepidoptera; Noctuidae. Gene Ontology annotation, molecular function: beta-tubulin binding. The record is from RefSeq and is a predicted model, not a curated record. Gene Ontology annotation, cellular component: centrosome; cilium; intraciliary transport particle B. The transcript is spliced from 11 exons. The coding region runs from base 89 to 1906 and encodes 605 amino acids. Gene Ontology annotation, biological process: intraciliary transport involved in cilium assembly; cilium assembly.
UCAACAACAAAUCCAAUGCGCCGGUCGACAAUUUGAGACACUUGACCCUGUUUUAUGUGAAAAAAAUAAUUAAUUACUUGGCAUUAUUAUGGAUUUUUCUGAGGGAAGCGCGGGGGGGAAACGGCCAGACGCCCCUCGGCCGGUUUCUAGACGGGGUUACCGAGAGUACACGAAUACAGGCUCAGCUGUGUCUAGAAGCAGCACGAUGAGGCCGACAUCAGCAUACAGAGGCAGUACAGCUUCACGGCUGUCCACGGCAGGGUUCGGACCAGCGCCUCCAACAGCCAGUAGGCAGCCUACAGCGAUGACAGGAUUUUCAAUGAUCGACAGACCAAUAACGCAGCAAGGAAUAUCAGGACUUAGGACUGGUACCGCCAGAGGGUUUCGGACGCGGCAACUGCAAGAUAAACGAUACUGGGAAGAGCUGAUGCAAGUCAAAGUCAGGGAGAUGAAAGCUGAGAUAGCCAGAUUGAGUGAACAGGCCGAUGCGGGAGAAAGAGAGAGAUCCGCUAAGAAACAUUAUGAGAAGAGAGUAAGGGAGUUAGCAUUGGAGUUGACUGAUUUACAAGGACGUCUAGCAGAUUACAACACAGCAAUACGUAUAGCCAAUGGAGAGGCUAACAAACAAUCAGUAGAAGAACAGACGAGAGAACUAGAAUUAAGCAAUCAGAAGAUGCAAGAAGAAGUGGAACAAGUUUUCAUGGAGAAACAGAGGAAGGAGAAUCAGCUGCGGCAAUUGAGGGAACAAAUGGAUAAGGAACAAUCGACCAUAACAAAAUUACUAGCAGAAAUGACACAAGAGCAAAAAGACGAAUACAAUGAGUUAGAAGCAACUGCUGCCGCACUAAGGGAGGAGGUUGAGCAAGCGAGGACGCAAAUCGAUCACCUCAACAGGGAGAAAGAUGAAUUUAGUAAAGAGAUAUCUGGAUCUCAAAUAAAGGUCCAUCUAUUGGAGCUACAUCGUCGACUAGUCGCAGCUGAAGAAAAACGUGACAACAUGAAAAAUGAAAUGAACAACCGAUUGGACCCACAAGAGGAGCGCGAGAAACUUUUACUUCAGGUUCGUGAAGACAAUGCCGCAAUUGCGUCGCUGGACAGUAACGCAGCGAAUUUAAAAGAGCAGAUUAAGAAAGUACAAGAACUAAUUGAGCAAGCUGAACAGGAUCUAGAAGAAGGAAAUUCUGAACGUCAUCAAAAAUAUCGUGAACUGAAAAAGAGAGAAGAAACAAUGGACACAUUCAUGGCUACUUACGAAGAAAAUCUCAAAAAGGAACAAGAAAAGAUAGAACAGCUAGAGAAAGAUAUCGUCUUUGCUUUAGAACACAGUAGUUCUAACAUUGACUUGGAUUUGAGUGAAAUAGAUUCAUUGAAACAGAAAGAAGGGUACACAUCUCAGUAUGAUGAUACCAAAAAAUCUGCAGAUAUUUUGAUGAAGGAUUACGAAAGGUUCCAGGCUAAUUUGAAGAAGGCUGAAGCAACAAGGGAGCGAUUAGCGACAGAGUUACAAACGUUGCCAGAGAAGACUAAAGUCAUGCAAGAGGAACUAAUAACAUUGUCAGAUUUGGAAAAACUUCGUGACGAAGGUGAAGAACAAAAGAAAGGGUUAGAAACUGAGAUGCAACAGCUCAGGGAAAAAUUGGCUCCCACUGAAAGUGCAGUACAAGAAGCAUUGGCUAAAUUGAAGAAAUUGCAGGCCAGUCUCGACGGCAAUGAAAUGUACGCAAAGCUGAACGCUUUAGAAGACCAGCUAGCUCAACUGGAGAAUAGAAAGACCGUGCUAGAAGAAGAUAUAGCCUCAAUUACUCUAAAGGCCGACUAUGAACCUUUGAAGAAACAGGCCAUGGAAGAAUUGGCAGCUUUGAAUAGAAAGAUAAAAGAGGACUUGAAUAGUGUUAAAUCUUAUUGAUAAAGUGUUGUAAAUG